CUUCCAUCUCGCAGGUACACCACUCCAUCAUCAACACAUCAUGCCACCAUCAGGCGCUGCUUACAACGUCGAUUGGGUGUGGUCCUUCGACUCUAUGACACAUGUGGCAACCGACCGCGACUGGUUCACAACAUUUACCCCUCUCGCCUCCCAGGUCACCAGCACGCAUAACAACACCACAUACACCGUAGAAGGCAUAGGUUCGGUCGAGAUAGAAGUGCGCAGGAUCGUUGGUAACGCUGCAAAACGAAACGUCGGCCCUAAAAACUCCAAGAUUGUACUCCGCAAUGUGCUAUACGUUCCGAACUUCAUUUGCAACGUGAUGGGCAAUCCCGUGCGAGAGGAUUACGACAUCUCUAUCGGGGCCGAACGGUGGAUUAUGGACAAGAAAACUGGCCGCGGAAUCGGUAUGUUAGACAAGAACCCGGCGGGGCUGGUGAAAAUCCUCUUGAAAGGGCAGGCGAAGGGAGAAACGGGCCUGGUGGGGAAUGUGCCAGAGAGAAUCACUGUUGAGUAUUUGGACGAAGCGAUUCAGAAGUGUAAAGUCUAGAAGGACGCCUGGGAAAUCCUGAGGGCAGCACGGUACUCCUGGCUGCCGUGUCUCGGCUGGUCAACGGGAUCUUCCACCAACUGGUUGUGGGAGAGAACGUUCUACUGCGUCAAGGACAGGUAAAUAUGCGAACCGUGCAGUUGGUAAACCUAGUCUUCGUGGGCAGGCUUUACCGUCUGCUAUCAACACUGCCGUGUAUACUUGCUGGGUACAUUGACCACAUCUCUGUGUGCUUUGUCACCGGCGUCACAAACUCAGAGUUUCUUUGCAACAGCUUUCGUUGGCACGUUCUUCUCCACCGACCCUCCUUUCAU
Boeremia exigua is the source of this 864-nucleotide messenger RNA. RefSeq lists its product as uncharacterized. The record is from RefSeq and is a predicted model, not a curated record. The transcript has a single exon. NCBI's taxonomy places the organism in Eukaryota, Fungi, Ascomycota, Dothideomycetes, Pleosporales, Didymellaceae. The coding region runs from base 41 to 550 and encodes 169 amino acids.